AGAUGAUUUGAGGAGAUUCGUUCGCGCUAUAAAAAAAAAAAAAAAAAAAGUUGCCGUGGAUUGCGGAAGUAUGUUUAUAGAAAGACAAGCAGCGGCAUUGCAUUUUACCACCAGAGCCGUUAUGUUUAUGCGAGUCACAGGGGGCGCUAGCAGGGCUGCAGUAUGUUGAAGUGUGCCAGGUGUCCAGGUGCACCAGCUGUGAUGAGAUGGCGGCGGACAAACCGUGCCCUUCUCUACAAAACCCCCAUCCUGGUCACCUGGAGGCAGAAUUUGAAAUUCAGCCAUUUGCCGAGUAAAGUAAACAACUCGAUUCCCAGGAAGGUCAAAUAUUCCUUGGACCGGCAGUCCUUUCUCAGUGGAGCACUAUGGAGCCUGCAGAGAUGUACCCCUAUCUUCACACCUGGCCAGAGCUCAGUCCGAUGUCACAACACCACUGCAGAUGGGACAGAUCCCAUCCAGGUCCACAAAGAGAAGCUGAGCCUGUGGUUCAGCCACCUGCCCCGGGAGGAGAAGCAUUUUGGGGCUGUCUUCCCUGAGACCAUGUACGUGGAUCCUCUGAUGGUGGAGCGGAAGCCAGAUGAGAGCCGUGGUAUCCUCCUGGGGUCGUCACUGGUGCCUUCUGCCCACCUCACCCCCCUGGACGUGGGCCAGCUCUUUGACGAAGCCUGCUGUAGCGGUAAAUGCGGGGUCGGCAGAGGGACCAACGUGCUGCUGUACGGGGCCGUGGGAACGGGCAAGAGUACCGUGGUUCGCAAGCUGGUGCUGGACUGGUGUGCUGGGGCCACGCUGACCCAGUUCAGCCUGGUCAUCCCUUUCUCCUGCGAAGACCUGUCCCAGUUCAACCGACCCAUCUCCCUGAGGGACCUGGUGGGCCGGAAGUACCUGCACCUGCGACGGACGCCCCUGCUCAGCGGACAGGGUGACCAAGCCCGAAACGUCCUCUUCGUCUUCAACGGCAUGGAGAAGAUGGGGCUGAACUUCCGCAUCGCCACCACUGAGCUCUGCAGCGACCCCGAUGAGCCCUUGCCGCCUGGCACAAUCUUGGUGAACCUGCUGAGGAAGUACCUCCUUCCUGAGGCCAGUAUUUUGGUGAGCACCAGGCUGUCUGCCGUGGACCUCGUCCCUGAGAAGUACGUGACGCGAUAUGUGCAGAUCUGCGGCUUCAGCGAGUCGGAGCGCCAGCGCGCCUACUUCACCAGCAGGCUGCUCCAGCAGACGGUCGAGAGGCCCAGCACGGAGGUGGACGGCCUGAUCGAGCUGCUCUUCCUCAACCUGCAGCAGGAGGGCCAGCUGGCCACCGCCUGCCUCCUGCCCUCGUACUGCUGGCUGACCUGCGCCACGCUGCACCUGCUGCACUUCACCUCCAGCACCUCGCCCGUGCGCACGCUCAGCGGCACCUACACCAGCUUCUUCAGGCUCAACUUCGGCGGGGAGGUGCUGGAGGCCGCCGAGGCCCCGGGCGGCCAGGCGCAGCAGGAGUCGCUCAUGCGCCACGUGGUGCGCACCGUGGGGAAGCUGGCCUUCGACGGGGUCACCAAGAAGCGCACCUCCUUCUCGGAGGACGAGCUGGAGCAGUGGGUGGGCGGGAAGACCAAGACGGACGAGGAGCUGCGGCAGCUGGCUGUGUUCCGCACCGACGUGCUGGACUUCUUCCUGGUGCCCAGCGAGAGCCACGGUGCGGCCGAGGAGGGGGUCCCCGGCGGGAAGCGCUACGUGUUCACGGUCCCCGCCAUGCAGGAGUACCUGGCCGCCCUGUAUGUGGUGCUGGGCGAGAACAAGUCCGCCCUGGAGAAGGUGAGCGAGCAGCUGUCCUCCGCCAUCGGGCAGGCCGGGGAGGACGUGACCACGCUGAUGGCCAUCUUCGCCAAGCUCAUCCCCUUACGGAUCUUCGCCGUGUUCAACCUCAUCAAGCUCUUCCCCAGGCUCUUCGAGAGGAUCUCCACCCACAGCAAGGGCCGCAUCGCCAGCACCAUGGCGGCCGAGAUGUUCCGCUCCGAGGACAGCUUCAACGAGGACGUGCUGGACCAGGUGGAGCAGAGCCUGCUGGGGGUGCAGGGGCCGCAGCCCCUGCAGAUGGAGGACAGCAAGGCCUUCGAGCUGUACCCCAUCUUCAUGGGCGGGCUGCUGCACUACGACAACCGCGUGCUGCUGGAGCAGCUGGGCUGCGGCAUCAAGAGCUCGGCGGUAGCCCAGAUCACCCGCACCCUGAGGAAGCACCUGGUGAGGGAGAUCAAGCGCCAGCAGCCCCCCGAGGAGCUGAUGGACAUCCUGGUGCUCCUGUACGAGUUCCAGAACCCGCGGCUGUCGGCGGAGGUGCUGGGCUCCCUCAAGAGCCUGUGCCUCUCCACCGUGCGCAUGACGCCCCUCAAGUGCUUCAUCCUGAGCUCCGUGCUCAGCUGCACCCCCUCCAGGCACCUGCUGGAUGAGCUGGACCUGUCCUCCUGCCACCUCACCCAGGGCCUGCUGGAGAUGCUGCAGCCUGCCUUCCUCCACACGCGCAGUCUGAAUCUGCAGUUUAACAAGUUGGGUCCUGAGUCCUGUAUAAUCCUCAGAGACCUGCUACUUCACCCCAGCUGUGCACUUAAAUCCUUACAGCUGUGUGAUAACUCCCUGCUGGAGUCAGGGGUGGCGCACUUGUUGGAGGCGCUCCCGGUGAACCACUCUCUGCAGCGGCUGUCCCUGAUGCACACGGGCCUGGAGGACGCGGGCGCGGUCCAGCUGGCACAGAACCUGGCGCGGAACCAGGGGCUGGAGGACCUCAACGUGGCCUACAACAACAUCGGGGACAACGCUGCUCUCACACUGGUGGACGCCUGCAGAGACCAUCCCUCCCUCCACACUGUGCAUCUGUACCUGAACCGUCUGAGCGAGGCUGGCAAGCAUUCGCUGCACGUGCGCGGGGUCCCCCAGCAGUCUGCUGUGGGCCGGCGGGUGAAGGUUCUGGCCUCGGUGACCGAGGGCUCGGACGUCUCGGAAGACUGGCACCCCAUCCUCACUGUGAUCCAGCAGAACUCCACCUCCUGGGAGGUGAGCCGCGUGCGCGACCAGCUGCAGGCCUUCCUGCGGGACCUGGAGUCGGGCCGCCGGCUGCAGCACAGCUGGUGGAAGAGGCUGCACUUCCACCGGGUGGAGAAGGGUGUGAGGGAGACCCUGCGCAUGCUGGAGAAGGGUGCCCAGUAGAGAUUAACCAGUGUCUGCGCUGGACUGGACUGCCUCGGUCUUUAGUGAAUUGAAUACAUUGGGGCUAGACAAGACUAUAUUAUAUUUCAGAAUAUAAUAACUCAUAAAUGAAAUUUCUACAGUACAUUUUGCAACUGUGGGAAUCUUUUCUUUUCUUUUUUAUCCUCGACAUGCGUGCACACUGCUCACUCAGUUUGAAUCAGGGCCAAACAUAAAAUGAGUAAAGGUGACUCCAAUCAUUAUUCAAUUCCAUAAUCACUUCAGCUUUGCUUUCGCUUUAUACUAAGCUUGUUUUCUAUUGCAAAUAUUCAUGACUGAACCUGCCUUAUUUUCUUACCUCUUGAAUAAGCAAUUGGGUACACUCAUAUCAGAAUUUUAUCACACCGGGCAAUCAAAAUCUUCCAUCUUCCAUCUUCAUGUAACUGCUAUUUAACUCAGGAGCUUUUAUGAAUGUUGAGGAGACAUUUUGUGUUGAUGUGUAAAAUAAUCUAAGUACGAUUGUGGCGAUGUUUGUUCAAGUCUAUCAAGUGAAGCUGUUCAUGUUGUUUUUUUUAAUGUGAUGGCAAUAGAGAACUGCUACUCUGUUUACGGUUUGACAAUUGUAUUAUAACAUUCAUGAGUGUUAAAGGUACAAUAGGUAAGAUUUUUGUGUUAAAGCAUUGUAAAUCCCUUCCUAUCUUUGAAAAAGGCUCUCUGACGUGUUGACUCACCCUCCUCUGCCAGUGUUUAUAGUCCUUAAAUUCAGGUUUCAAAAUAUACAGUUGACGGCCCGAUACUCUGUACCAAAACAUUGCAUAACUGUACAAUAAUUCAAGCUCAUCGGUUGAAAAUUGGUUCUAACACAAUGUCAGUGUGUUUACAGAUAACAGGGAGGGAUAAACAGAUAAACAGUGUUGUGGUUUGAAGGGGUUUGUUGCCCCCUUGACCGUUGGAAGUCCGAAAUUACCUAUUGUACCUUUAAUUAGCAAACAUGUUGUCGCAAAAUUUGCUGCUGUGUUGUAUGUAUUGUUGCAUUGCUAUGCACUUGGAUAUUUCAGCAUGUACUCGUAAUAGCAGAGUAUAGAAACUGGUGGCUACUGAAAAAACCAGAAAUUGUCUGAAUGAAGUGCAGAGGAAUACACCACACAGCUAGACUGUUACACAGAGGAGGAAAUGCAUCUUGAGAGCUAAGAGGGCAGUUAUGAAAGAAUUGCAGCUGCCAUGAUGAGGGAAAUAUAUUUAAUUUUGUACAAUAAGUGAAAUAAUUUUUCAAAAUGUUCAGGGUUACAAAGCUAUGGCCUGAAAUAAGUUUUAAAGCCUGUUUUUUGCCUAGAAUAGUAUUGCACUGAUGUUCAAGUAAACAGAAAGGAGCAAAAACAAACAAAAAAAACAUUCAGACAAUUCCUGAGAUUUUGCAACCCUAUAGAUGGCUGAGCAAAUAAGAAAGGCUGCAUGUCGAUCUCGAUAUACUUGAUAUGAUAUUGAAUUACAAGCAGGGGAUUGAUGCAAUAAAAUUUUACAUGAAGA
Conger conger (European conger) is the source of this 4686-nucleotide messenger RNA. It is a transcript of the gene nlrx1, whose product is annotated as NLR family member X1. The record is from RefSeq and is a predicted model, not a curated record. Gene Ontology annotation, biological process: negative regulation of canonical NF-kappaB signal transduction. The transcript is spliced from 9 exons. Gene Ontology annotation, molecular function: protein binding. The coding region runs from base 163 to 3180 and encodes 1005 amino acids. Gene Ontology annotation, cellular component: mitochondrion. NCBI's taxonomy places the organism in Eukaryota, Metazoa, Chordata, Actinopteri, Anguilliformes, Congridae.